AUGAAGUUCAAGGCAUCUUUGCGCUUGGAUACCCUCCAGUACCUUCUGGGGGCCACUGCCGCACUCGCUCGCAUGGCAAAGAUAGGCGCUGCAAGCCGAUCGACGUCUUCGGCCUUGGGGGCACCCAUAUGCUACCUAAAACUAACGCCUAGUCAAGUUUUCCUCAACGUGCGACACUGCGAUGAAAUGGAAGCCUACGUCGAGGCUGAGGCCAGGGCACUCUUCCACCCCGGCUGGGUAAUUGAGAGCAAGCGUCAGAACAACAUUGGACUGGUCGUGGACAUCCUUCACUUACACAAUACUCUAAAACUGGCCUCGCACUGCAGCAGGAUCACCAUGAAACUCGCCAAACGGCAAGGUCAGGGUGUCCUCUCUUUCGAUUUCACGGAUGCACUCAUGGAAAAUCUCUGGAUUACUCAGGACUGUCCCGUACAGACACUUCAAGGGGAGGACGUCGACACCGCCGGCACGCCAGAUAUUCCUGCCUGCGAGUGGAACGUGGAAGCUCCGAGGCUGCGUCUGGUCCUCAGCGUUCUGGAUCGGAUGUCACGGUUAAAGGCGGAAUCGGUCAUGGUCGAUGUCACACCAUCUGCAGCCGACGACGGACUGUGUGAACUAACGUUUAUUGGGGAACAACCUACCGAGCCCCGUGUGUCACGGUGUUUCAAGACACGACGCCUCGCUGCAGCCCUCAGGGUGGCUCUCGAUAUGGCGCAUGGACGGAGCAAUGACGGCCUCGUCGCCUGCGUCAUCCCAGAAGACGAACACUCGUAUCCGUGGGCCUGCGUAGUUUUCCAUUCCUCCAAGCGCGUGGAUCGGGAGAAUCGGCGUUGCGGCGUUGCCGACAGUCAUAUGAUCUUCGUCUUCGCGCCGAGCGGCCGAACGUCGCAUGCAUAA
This is a messenger RNA of Neospora caninum, 897 nucleotides long. RefSeq lists its product as hypothetical. The transcript has 11 exons. Lineage: Eukaryota; Apicomplexa; Conoidasida; Eucoccidiorida; Sarcocystidae. The record is from RefSeq and is a predicted model, not a curated record. Bases 1 to 897 code for a protein of 298 amino acids. Gene Ontology annotation, cellular component: site of double-strand break; checkpoint clamp complex. Gene Ontology annotation, biological process: mitotic intra-S DNA damage checkpoint signaling; mitotic DNA replication checkpoint signaling; nucleotide-excision repair.